Messenger RNA from Penicillium vulpinum, 228 nucleotides. RefSeq lists its product as uncharacterized. The transcript has a single exon. The coding region runs from base 1 to 228 and encodes 75 amino acids. The record is from RefSeq and is a predicted model, not a curated record. Lineage: Eukaryota; Fungi; Ascomycota; Eurotiomycetes; Eurotiales; Aspergillaceae.
AUGCCUCAACCAGAGACUUUGUCUCAUCCUGUGAAAUCAUACGUCGAUUCCAUGAUCUACGAGGCUGUCACUUAUGAGAGCACAGCACCUUCCGGGCCGCGGCAGGACUUGCACUGUGCAAAUGUUGUGCUCAGCAUGUGGGUGUCACCGAAGGGUCACACAAGUGGCGGGCUCUCAUACUCCCCAGAUGACUCUUCAACCACAGUGCCAGACAUACAGAGCCGCUGA